AUGCAUGAUAUCACUUCUUUACCAUGUUAUAUCUGGGUUUCUUAUCAAAAGUCUCUUAGCAAUGAAUCAAAAAUGAAACUUGAUGAGCUAAAAACAUUUGGUUUUCAAAUUUGUAAUUACCAAAAUAUACAAGGAGACUUAUCUAUAAAUGAGUGGGAUAUUAUCAUAAUUCAGGUUAAGAGUCUUUUCCGUAUAGAGUUCACAACCCGUCCAUUUAUAGCUAUUCUUAAUGAAGUUAAUGCUAUUGUGCAUCAAAUGUCUAGUGAUACAAAUGCUCAAGAAUCUGAGAAUGCAAUACGUGAUGUAUUAAGAUCU
Molecule: messenger RNA, 315 nt
Organism: Funneliformis geosporum
Lineage: Eukaryota; Fungi; Glomeromycota; Glomeromycetes; Glomerales; Glomeraceae
Source: the annotation of a GenBank genome assembly